Molecule: messenger RNA, 8749 nt
Organism: Sitodiplosis mosellana (orange wheat blossom midge)
Lineage: Eukaryota; Metazoa; Arthropoda; Insecta; Diptera; Cecidomyiidae
Gene: Tm1
Product: tropomyosin-2
Exons: 8
Coding region: 3873-4631 (252 amino acids)
Biological process (GO): muscle contraction; actin filament organization
Cellular component (GO): actin filament
Molecular function (GO): actin filament binding
Source: RefSeq, a predicted model, not a curated record
UAAUUACAGCACUUUAAAUGAAGCAAUUUUCCAAUUUUCCAAAAUCAUGGAAAAACUGCAUUUCUCCUCUCGAUUUGACACAUGUAUUCCAGAAGAAAAACGAGCAGGAGUACCAAACCCAUACUAUGAUUAGUUUAUGGCAUCCUUAGGCUUUCGAAAUCAAUCAUUAGAUAUGGAAGAAUUGAAUUUAUGCAUAGCCAUAAGAGCGAUUUUGUCGAUAAGCCUCCAAAUUGUUCAAAAUAUGUGGUUUUGGAAGAAAUCAUUGCCAAAAUCCGUUAAGUGAUAUCGGAAUUCUCAAAUGUGAUAGUUCAUAGAUUUGCUAAGGCCAUAGGGCAACUAACUCAAGCUAUAGUUACAACUUUGCAUGGAUAUAUGCAUAUGAAAUACUCAAUCGAAAAAGCCUUGCCGCGUUUUUGGAUAUGGAGUAGAUAGAACAGUUUUUUGGGGAUUCGAAGCCCGUUUGGAGCUGUAUAAGUAAAAUUUGAAUAGGGUUUUGCCUUUAUAUAUUAGAAUUAAUGUAUUUUGAGUUCAUUUGAAUAGAUUCGAUCUAUAAAUUGCGGGUAGAAAUCGCCAAAAACGGUUUGUAGCGACCAAGGUCGCAAAAUAUGAGUUCGGGCAUUAUUAGUGGAUUUAGGUAUAGAAAAAUAUUCGCGAACCAGUGGGAAAGAUAUAAAACAACAUGAAAAGUCACUUAUGCAUCAUUUUAGACCUAUCCGAAUGUCAAAUCUUGAUAAAACAUAGCAAAUUUGGCGAAGAAAACUAUGUUGUUCAAAUGCGAGUUUCAUCCAGGUCAAAGAACUGUUUAUAUGGUGAUAUAAUUGAACGAAAUUGGUUUCAAACUGCUUCACUAACCAUUGUAUUUUUUAGGUCUGGUCAUUCUCUGAACUCUCCACAUGAAUAUACUUGAAUACAAUGCAUCAGAAGAAAGUUAUACCGUUUUAACGGCAAAAUUGAAGCAUUUUCGGGAGUCUUUCUCUCGUAUAGCUGUAACUAGCAAACUGAUGGUCGGAUUUGGCUCAAAUUUUGACUGGAUUCCUAAAAAAGGUUGUAGUUUUCGAAAAUGAUAUGGGUUUGACAUUAGUGUUGCCACUUGGUGGUUAGGCUCGGGACUUAUUGACCGAUGUGUUACUUCGCAUAUGGGCAUAAUUCGGUAUAAAUUAACGCUCUUUAUGGUUCGACGCAUAUCAAAUUCCAAUUUAAUCAAGAGUUCGCAAUAUCAGUUAAAAAAAAGAGUUCCAAAUUUUGGUUGAAAAGCUGCCAAUUUCACAUUGAUGACACGGAAAAAAAACUGAACACAUUGAAUGCAAAUUGAGCAAUGAAUGUUGCCGUUCAAGUUCGCGUUCGAAAAACAAAUGCAUGAUCAAGACUCACUUCUUUCAAAGUACCGACUUUCAAGCCACCUCAUGAUCAUAUUCAGUAAUUCGGUUGUUUUUUUUCUCGGUCUGUCCAUCUGUGUUCUAUUUAGUGUGAUUGCGUUCCUAUUAAACUAUUCAACAGUACACACCGAGUUGGUGUGUAGCUCGCAACUAGCGACUGUACCGUAGUCAUAAUUUGUUUUGCUCUUUAUUCAUGAGAGGUCGAAUCGAUCCAAAGAGAAAAAAAAUCGAAUAGAAAAUCGUGCACGAUGUCGUGCAAAGCGACGAUGCGCAUGGAAAAUAAACAAGCGCGAGUUGAUUAAACGGCGUCGCUUUGUGAAAAAAAGGUAAAGGUGCAUUUUGGAUGAGCUGUUUGGUUUUUAUUGCUGUUGAUUUUGGCUCAAGUCUUUAAUAAAGACUGUUCAUUGAAAGGAAUGCGACCAAACCGCAAAAAAAAAAUUUGCACAUUUGCAUUAAGAAUUGAACCAAAUUUUGAGUCUUUGGCUCAUUUUGCAAUGAUUAUGCUGAUACAGCAUUCCCACUUGAAUAAUAAUGAACCCAAAGAAAAAAAAUUAUUUAAAAAAAAUACCAAAAUUUUGCUGCGACUUGAAUUUUAAAUCGGUUUGUUUGCUUAUUUGGUCAAUGAAUUUGGCUUCGUUCAUGCUCUAUUGAACACAUUUGAAUUGAAAAAAUAUGUUGUAGCCGAUAAUUAAAAUCAUUUGCAUGCAGAAUAUGCAUAAAUUUGUGACUCGAUUUUUCCAUUCGUUUCAGUCGAAAGGGAAUGUGACAUAUUCGACCAGUUCCUGUUCCCUUUUGUACGAAUGCAUCGAGCGAAACAAUUUGAAAAUAAUAACAGCAAACAUUAAAUAGCACUUCAGUGAGUGCGCGACUCACACACUCGGCCACAAUCUAGAUUCAAAACGCAACGUUUGUUUUUCAAUUCGAUUGGAUUUGUUCCGCGUAUAGAUGCAAUUCGAUGCUCAGUGUGUGCAGUGAGGCACAGGGAGAAAGAGUAAAAGAGAUUUGGUCAUUGUGCCUCACCUUUUUUUCCCAUUGUAAAAAGUCAACUCGACGGCUGCUUUUUGGGAUUUUUCUCUUGUUCUCUCUCGCAUUCGUAACUCGACCUAAUCGGUUUGGUCAUCGAUGAUCGUUUGCUACGGCCACUUGGUACGCAUCAACAUUCCCAUCUUUAUCGCACAACACGCACAACACAUUCAGGUGUAGAGAGUGCGAAAGAGACAGCCAGCUAAUAGAAGCAGAGAGAACGUGUACACGAGAUACAUGCAAAACCAUUCAAUUUAAGGUCAAAAGCAUUUGAAACAAAAGAGACGAGCCGAGCCACAGCAAAGAUCGACACGAACAAACGUUGUUACGCAUGGUGUUGUUCCGAAAACGAUGUCGUUUCAAAUUUUUCUACCGACAUGUUCUACCGAACCAACACCAACAACUGUGUCUAUCUGCAGGCAUCGUUCGUACAUACAAUGUCUCUCUCUCUCUGUGUCUAUGGCUGUGUAUGUGUAUACUAUAUUCGGAAAUAUAUUGUCAAUGCACACAUACACACAUACCGCUCCAGUAUACACAAGAGCCCAUACGUUUGCCUGUGUGUCUCUUCUUGUUCCAUGUACCGCUUAGCAAAGCACUCUGCUAUACGAAGGCAAAAGAGGCAAACAGCAACACCGAAACAUACACAACAUUAUAACACAAUCUAAAAUAAUACAUGCUCAGUUGUUUGGAGUCAGUGGUUGUUGUUUCUCACUCAUUGUCUCUCUCUCCCUCUUUCGCACACACUCGGGCCCAUACAAUAAAUUUGACUCUUUACGCUCUUUCUCUUUCUCUAUAUGUAUACACUGUGUGUACGGGUUCGCCAUUUUGAAGUUUCGGGCGAGUCACUUGCGUUUCGUGCUCAGUAGUACAGUUUUAUUCUCAUUCAUUUGUGUCCGAUCCAACUUUUUUAUGUGUCCAGUAUUUUUAUAUCGAUUUAUUCAUUCUUCGAUACUAAAGAAAAGCGAAAAGUUUUUUUUACAUCGCAUUCAAUGAAUUGAUUCAUUUUUCAAAGUCGACAAACAAAAAAAUAUAUUCACGUAGCAAUUUCAGUUCAGUUUGCAUUCUAUCGACAAAACAUACAGUGUGUUAGAGAUUACAUAUUGUUCGAUUUUUUUUCAAUUGAGAAAGAGAGAGAAAAGUGGGUGCGAUACGUGUUUUUUCCCUUCGGUCGACUAAAAAAGAAUACGAAACAAGAACCGCGCACCAAAUUCACUUGAGAAAAUUGUUGAUUGAAAAUUCGGAAUUUAGUGUACGUGUGUGCACAUUGGAAAAAUUAGUGAAUUGAUACUGGAAUACGACAAAAAAAAAAUAUAUUUCACAUCACGUCAUUCUUUACUUUUUUUGUCAAAGGAAUUUUGUGUGUGAAAUUUUUCUUUCAAGUGACAUACAAAAAAAAAAACAAUUUUUGUGUGAUUCAAUCACCACAAAUUUUUUAAUUGAGAAAAUAAACGAGAAAAAAAAAGUUCAGACAAAAUGACGACCCAUUUGCAACAAGGCACACUUCUUGAUGUUUUGAAGAAGAAGAUGCGCCAAACGAAAGAAGAAAUGGAGAAGUAUAAGGAUGAAUGUGAAGAAUACCAAAAACGUUUACAAGGCGAAAUCAUUCGCCGCGAAGAAGCUGAAUCUGAAGUAGCCGCUCUCAAUCGUCGCAUUCAAUUGCUCGAAGAAGAUUUGGAACGUUCGGAAGAACGUUUGGGAUCAGCCACAGCCAAACUCUCAGAAGCAUCUCAAGCUGCUGACGAAAGUGAACGGAUACGUAAAGCGCUUGAAAAUCGAACUAACAUGGAAGAUGAUAGAGUAGGCGUGUUGGAGCAACAAUUAGCGCAAGCAAAAUUAAUUGCUGAAGAAGCCGAUAAAAAAUACGAAGAGGUCGCACGUAAGCUAGUCCUCAUGGAACAGGACCUAGAACGCUCCGAAGAGAAAGUCGAACUAAGUGAAAGCAAAAUCGUUGAACUCGAAGAAGAACUCCGUGUUGUUGGCAACAACUUGAAAUCUCUUGAAGUUUCGGAAGAAAAGGCUUCUGCUAAUCGAGAAACGAACGAGGAACAAAUUUUAGCACUCAAAAAGCAAUGUGCCAGUGCUGAAGCCCGUGCUGAAUUCGCUGAGCGUUCAGUUCAGAAAUUGCAAAAGGAGGUUGACAGACUUGAAGAUGACAUUUUAGUUGAACGUGAAAAGAACAAACUACUUCAAGAAGAAAUGGAGGCGACCUUGCAUGACAUUCAAAAUAUGUAAAAGCCACGAUGUGAGGGAAAAAAGAAAGAGAGAAACAAACAACAACCUAAGACAGAAUCAAACUAGACACAUUUUUUUUUCUUUCCAAUUAAUUUUUCUUCUCGAAAAUGAAAAACAAUUGUAUUUUGAUUAAUAUCCGGAUGAACGAAGCAUAAACAUAAUGCACGAAAUGUAUUAUAUAGACAAAUGAUUGUAUUCAUCAUUGAAACAAAAAAAAGACAUUUAUUUGCACGUAGCACUUUCACCUACAACAACAAACUGAAAACAAAGGGAAAUUCACGUAAUUAAGCGAAGAGAAAGAAAAAAGAGAAUAUUUAAUUGUAUAUCUUGAUUCCCGCAAGUUUAUUCUUUUGAUAAAACUGUUUUUUUUUUUGAUAGAAUUUAAGCAGAGAUUGAGAAAGUGAGAUGAGAAACAAAUACGUAUCUUCCAUUAAUAACCGUAAAACCAUAACAGUAAGCGCGAAUGCCAUUUAAUGUUUCAUUCAAAUCAUCAAUUGCGAAUAAUUAGAGCAAAAUCCAUAUAGACGUUUUACAUUCCAAUGGACAAAAGACAUUCAAAAGGAUGAAAAUUCCAAAAUUUUCAAUUCCAUUCCGAAAAUUGAUUCCGAAUUUUUUCGCUGCUUUUUUCUUCUUCAGAAUUCCACGACUAAAAAUCAAAAUAAAAUGAAUUAAAAUCAUUCCAAUUUUUUCUCCCAUUCAAUGUGAAUCAUCUUUUCUUUUCUACUUAAAAAAACAAUUUGUAAUUUUUUCCACGGUGAUGACUGUUCAAGUCAUCAUCAAUCAAGUGACUGUUCUGAGGCUUACAGUCUUCUAUCGGCAAUUAAGAGAAAAAAAAUUCAAUUUUUUCGCUCAUACAAUGCAAAAACAAAUCAAAAACCCUUUCAACUAAAUUACUUUUAUAUAUGUCGAUUGAAUCAAGCCUUGAGUGUACGUGUGUAUGCAGGGCAAGAUAUAUAGAAUUAUAUUUAUAUACUAUUUAGCAAUUAGCAAGAAAGAACAUAUUGAAAUUGAACAAGACACGCAGAUUAUUUACUUUUCUACAAGCAUAAAAAACCGUAUCAAUUCUUCUAUUAUUUUUUCUUCUUCUGCGAAAUAAUGGAAGAGAGUAGACUUAGAUUAACACACAUACACACACACACAAAAAAAAAAUAAACGAAAGAAAAAGAGAUAGCGAGAGAAGAAAAAAGUAAGAAAUUUAUCAAUUUAUUUACAUUUUUUUUUGAUCAUAUCGAGAAUAUACUAAAAGUGGCUUAGCCACUCAUUUAUUUUUACUUUUUCUAAUAAUAUUUUUUUGAAUUUAAUUUUCUUGUUUGAUUUGAGUCAGUGAGAAUUAAAUGAUUUUUUGUCCUUCCAAAAAAUUGAUUGACCGAGUUUUUAUUUUGUAGAAUUUGGAAUUUUUUUUUGGGUUUUUGAAUCAAAAUGAAUAUUUUUCUUUGGUUGUUUUAGCAUUAAAAUUGGAUAGAUUGUUAAUUUUAGAAGAAACACGUUCAUUUUAUAAUCCCAUUGUGAGUUGAACGUUGAAAAAACCCACCAAAUGUAGGGAAAAAAACCCACCAAAUGUGAGAACAUCGUGAAUUCAUCCAUACACAUAUACAAAAAAGACAUCCCAAUUUUGGAGAAUUAAACAAUAUAUGUUGAUCCUGUGUACUCCACUUCAAUGUAUCGAGAGAAAAUACGUGUACUCCUGUACUCCACCUCAAUGUGUCAAUAUCCGAAUACAACUUUUGAGAUUUAUUGAUACAUUUACUUAUUUACUACACAUAAAUGAACAGAUGAAUUUAUCAAGGAACGUGAACGAUAUGCCACUAUUGGGGAUGACUUGGAUCUUGCAUUUGUUGGUCAGCUAAUCGAAUUGCACUUAUCUCAUACAUUCAGUAAAUAUUUUCGAUUCGAAAAUAAUGUGAUUCUGAUUUGAACUAUGCAGAACUUAUUGGUGUGGAAAUGGUGUAUAACGAUAGACAUCCAAAACCACCAACACCGAUCAAACCGAAGUCACCAACACCACCACCAAAGGAACCAACACCAGGCACGGCCAAUCGAACUAUUUUAAUCGAUCAAAUACGAUGCAUUGGCGUAUGCUGUAUACAUGCCGAUUAUGAAUUUGUUCAAAUUUUUGUACUUUUUUUAUUCAAAAUUUCGAAAUGUUUGCUUGAAUUGUCAUUUUCGGCAAAUUUUCUUCCAUCAAGACGACGAAAGAGUUCGUGAACACUUUUUAGAAGAAAAAAAACAGUUUUUAGAAAUUCCAAUUUUUUCAUCAAUUUGAUAAUUCCCUAAGAAAUUGGCAUUUGUAUGACCGUCGAUCACUGACCGCAUUCGUAUUUGCAUCAUAUUUGUGUGAUUGAAGCUCAAUGUGCAAAGGUCUUGAUUUCCAAUACGCAAAUCGAUGGCAUAACUAUGAAAAAUAUUGUACAGAGGCUGCGCUUGUUGCUGCCGUUGGUCCCGAUGGCCAACCAAUUGUUCUUGGUGAAGAUGGACAACCGAUUCCAGCCGCUCCUGCCGCUCCCGAACCUGAACCGAUACCAGAAGUAUUGAAUGUGUUGUUUUUCGUACAAACCAAUUGAUUGUACUGACUCAUUUUUUGUAACACAAAUUAAAGCCAACCACGCGGAUGUUCCAUGGCGUUGAAGUGCCAAUUGUUAAAGGACCACCACCGGCAUUCGAAUUUAAUAAGGAUUUGCCACCAGAAGGUGAAAUUUGCGAGCAAAUUCAGAACGAUAUACCAAAUCAGUUUAUCGACUCGCAUUCAACGCUUUUUCAUAUAUUUUUUUCUAAAAAGGUGCUGAGGUUCCAUUCGUAAAGAAUUACACACCUCCACCACCGGAACCAGAACCAGUGCCAGUCCCAGAAGGGGCCGCUGAACCAACUGCCGAAGGCGCACCAGCAGCUGAAGGUGAAAGCCACAACGACUGAAUGGAUACGAGCAGUCAUUUGAAUCAAUUGAUUGUCAAAUUGUUAUUAUGCACUGGGAAUUGAGAUGUUUAUUUUGGGGAAUUCGAUUGUUUUAGUACUCUUUGCUAUUUUCAAUUCUUAUCGUUUUUGAGACAUGCCAAGGAAUAACGCGUUCAAAUUUAGAGCCUACUAUGAAGUAGAAUGACAUGCCAAAGGUAUAUCAAGAUAUUUCAACGAAUGAUAUUUUGACGAUCACAAUCGAAUUCAUUGAAUAAUAUCUCUUUUUCAAACGCCAUGAAAAACCGUGUGAAUAAGUGAAAUAGUUAAUUUGACAGUUACUUGAUCCAAAAUGACGAUGCCACUGUAUUCCAACCGUUUUGUUUCGAUAUGAGAUCUGAAAAUUGAAAACUAAUUGGAAUGUUGAAAUAAGGCGCUCCACCCGCUGAAGGAGCAGCCCCAACUGAAGGUGCACCCGCUGAAGGAGCAACCCCAACUGAAGGUGCUCCACCUGCUGAUGCCGCUGCUCCACCAGCCGAAGCGGCUCCUGCAGAACCGGCCGCACCGGAAGCUCCGGCCGCUGAGGCUCCACCUGCUGAGGCACCAGCUUCAUAAAUACUCAGUCUCCACCAUCAUAAUUAUGGAAACUGAAACCGCUUGUCAAAUUGAUUUUUCUUGCUUUGCACGUGCCUCCUUUUAACGCUUAAAAUAAAUUUAAAACAAAUAAACAUUCGCUUUGACAUGAUUGAGUGCUUUUAAAGGUAACUAUUUGAUGAGCAGCACUUUGUUGUUGUUUGGAAUGCUGUUGCGAAAUUAAAAACCCGCUGCUCAAAUCGAAUUAUAUUUUUUUUACACUGAACGUCGAUUUUGAAUUUGAUUCCUAAUUUUGUUUUUGUUCAUUUCUUACUUUUUAUUUUUCUGUUGGUAUUUUUAUCGUACGAAUUAAACAGACGAACUCGUUAUGGAGAAGGAAAAAUACAAGGAUAUCGGAGACGAUCUCGACACCGCCUUCGUCGAACUCAUCCUCAAGGAUUAAGCGACAAAUGCAUCAACACACAGCACUUUCAAUACUGCGUCAAAACCUGUAUUAUCAUUUUAAAUGUGAAAUGUUUGCAUUUCACCAACAAUUUAAAUUAUUUUCUCAUUAUUUUUGAUUUAAAUUCUGUACUUUAAUUUAUACAAGCAAACAAAAAAUUAAAGAACAUCCAUUUUUAUUUUCAAUCAGUUAAAAA